Molecule: messenger RNA, 1257 nt
Organism: Puccinia graminis f. sp. tritici CRL 75-36-700-3
Lineage: Eukaryota; Fungi; Basidiomycota; Pucciniomycetes; Pucciniales; Pucciniaceae
Exons: 2
Coding region: 1-1257 (418 amino acids)
Source: RefSeq, a predicted model, not a curated record
AUGUCCGUCGGGACACACGAACCGACAGCAGAGUCGUCUGGCGGGACAAACGGAAGAGAAGUAGUACCUCCCCUUCAGACAAGCGGACCGGCAGCGAAACCAAAGAUUCGCAAGAGAUGCUCAGAAGCACGGGAGUCCUACAAACGCAGGCGAGGUAUGGGGAUAAGCGCUCACGAUCUGACCAAGAAGAUUCGGAAACUCGACUUAUUCCCUGAAAUCUCGAAGGAACUUGCCAUAGAAGUAGAAGAAGCUUUGAAGGAUCUUCAGGAAUAUGAGGAAAAUUCGAAAAAGUAUCCCGAUCAAAGCUUUCCAAACCCCAUGGAUCGUACAAUACUUCCGCGACUUCCAACCGAAGAUGAAUACGCGGAGGCUCUGAAAGAAGUCCAAGAUAACUUUAGGACUAUUGACCAUGGCUACGUGAGGAUAUUCGAUGCGAAAAGCGUUAACAUCAUUUGCAUUGUUAUGUACACCAAACUUUCGGACUUGAAUCAAUGCCUACGACCACAGCUCGACUUUCUAUGCGAAUUCCUCCAUGGCUGCAAGUCGUUUAUCAUACCUCCUACUUCCGAAGAUCCCCCCGAAGGGUACUUCAUGUCGGCCAUGGGUUGGUCCCAGAAUAUGACUCGACUCAAAAUUCUUGAUCAAUACCGGGACGAAAAGGCCAUCGAAACGAAUCGAGAGGUCUAUGACCAACUCAUGGCAGGUUCCGAGAAAGCGGGAGGGACUCUCUGGAACAUGUACAAUAGACUCGCGAGCAGAGUUGCUGAGAAGACUAUGAAACACUUCAAGAAACCCAGUGGCACCUUGCCUGCCGACAAAGAUUUACCAGCCGUAGAUGCGAACGACGACGAAUCAACGAAUCAAGUAGCGGGCAAUCUAGCGUUUCCUACUAACGGUUUCUACGCUGAUCACUAUUGGGAUAAAGAAACGCUUCCCAAACCGCCAACGGCCUUCGCACUAGUCCUACCUACAUCCAAAUCGACCGGCCAGAUCAAAUCGAGAUCUGAAGGCUAUCAAGUCGAUCAUGGUCAACUGGUCUUUCCCGAUGUCAAGAUCGCCCUCACCUUCCCACCAGACACUGUGUGCGAGAUAGUCUUCCAACCUCAUGAGUAUGCCCAUGGAACUAUGAAGGCUAAGGCGUUUGGAGAUUCGUCUAGAUUGGGGAUCUGUAUCCAGGCAGCGCCCAGUUCUACUUAUGUAGUCAAUAAACUUUUAGAAGUACCUCCUAAUGAAGAAACUAGUACAUCGGAAAAGUAG